Messenger RNA from Galendromus occidentalis (western predatory mite), 643 nucleotides. RefSeq lists its product as uncharacterized. The transcript has 2 exons. Lineage: Eukaryota; Metazoa; Arthropoda; Arachnida; Mesostigmata; Phytoseiidae. Bases 59 to 481 code for a protein of 140 amino acids. The record is from RefSeq and is a predicted model, not a curated record.
ACUCCAUCUCUUUGGAGCUUCGUGACCGUAAGCAGUCGAAUUCACCGGGAGCGGAGAUAUGAUGCGGAAGGAUUGUCUUCUCGGUCUAUCCAUCGUUUUCAUGCAGAUCUUGGGCUGCUUGGCAAAUGUAGAACAAUUGGUACAAGUGUUCAACGCUGCCAUCGACUCCUUGGCACCUCCCGACAAAGCUAUGAAAUUAAAGGCCGACAUGGAGAAGGCUCGACCCUGUCUGGACAACUUGGUCGCUGAGUUGGGUGAGGGUACCUUGGAUCAAGUUUUGCGAGGCAUCGUGCCGCUGGCCAUGAAAUGCGGUACGAUGCUCAUGGGAUCUCAGGGAGAUAUGGAGAGUCGAAAGAAGAUUUUCAGCAAGUGCGCCCACGCCGAAUCCGACGAGUUCAUCAGCUCACUGCCGAAAAAUGAGCAAAGCGCCUUCAAGACUGCUAAAAACUGCGUUAAGGACCUCAUUGAGGACUUCUCGUGAGCUGGGAGUUCUUUAUUAGGUUCCCGUACAUAUUCAUCCGGAAGCCGAAAGAAGGUACAUUUAUCAUCGGAAUCGGGAAUCGGCCAUCGGGCCUCAACUCUCAUCGGUUUCGGGUCUCGCACCUCGGAAUUGGGCCGACCGAUAGAGAUCAAGCACCGACAG